Messenger RNA from Linum trigynum, 5560 nucleotides. The record is from the annotation of a GenBank genome assembly. Lineage: Eukaryota; Viridiplantae; Streptophyta; Magnoliopsida; Malpighiales; Linaceae.
CCAGUUACUUGGAUGCAUUAUCAGUUUCAACAGAGUAAUCUAAUUCGCCAGCUAGGCUCUUCCCAAAUUCAUUGGCAUAGAGGGGAAGAUGACUUAUUGUUAAGAUAUAUGUUUAUGAACUUAUUAUUAAGAUAUUAUAAGUUGCUCUACUUUAGGCAUGAAUUGCAGGUUUUUUUGUUAACUUAUCUAAAUUAUGUGCACUCAUAUUUUACAUAGAAUAUGUCAUCCUUAACAUAUUUUUACUUAUUUUACAUUAUGCGUCAAAAACUUACGCUUGUACGCUUUGAUUUUAUGUUUUAUGAUUUGACCCCUUUUUCACUUAUAGGUAAAAUUGCGCUUUUGACUGCAUUGGAUAGUAGUAUAUUAGAUGUUUAAAUACCUAAUCUCUAUGAUAUCCUUUCAAAUAACAUUGUGAUUUGACCUAGACAUCGUAUAGGUACAGUUUACAAUGUGAUUCAAUCAAGUAUUAUUAGAGAUCCCGAUGAUUCGAACAUGAUAUUAGAUAUAUCGAUCAAGGAUUCUUAUGUCAUAUCAAGAGAAUCGUUGGUCUCAAUGACUUUAAUUGUUAUGAAAGAUCAAGAAUGUUUAUUCUAUCGUUUCUAUUGACAACUAGGACGUAGUAAUUUAUCGUCGCUUAUUUGUACUAGAUUGACACUCACGGUUCCUGCUAACUUUCUAUAUUUCAUGAGAGUUGCUGGGCUUGUGUCGUUUGACUAACAUCUUCUGUAUUCCAAGUAGAGUAUUUGCUUAGCUUUUUUCCUUUUUUAGUACAUACGAUACAACCUUAUUUCUAUAAGCAGCUACAUUCCUCUAUGACCCCCGAGACAAUCCUGGAUAAUAUAUUUUCCAAAAUCGGUUCAACAAUAUGUUAUCUAAGCACUUUAAAUCACGCCUUUGGUAUUAAACAAACACAAACGAUGGCAUCACGAUUGGCGAUCAAACUCGUAUGUCUUUCUUCUAUGUCUAUUCAUUUUCGAUCUACGUCUAGUUUUUUAUGACCUCGAAAGAAGGAUGAGGUACAAGUUGAGUGUCGCGCGCGACGAACUAAUGUGUGAUUGCUUGUUGUUUUUAUAACUAGGCUAGCAGUUAGUUAAUGGGAAUAAGUUGGUUGGUCGUAGAUCAUAUGUAGUAGAUAGAUAAUAGAUUCAUGGGAUGUGCGUGAUUUUGACGUGACGAUUAAUGCGAUCACAUUUUGGGCAAUUUUGUUGGGUGGUCGGACUCGAAACUCGCUGGGAACGAGCGUUUGGACUUUUUAGGGAAUCAAAGAUUGUGAAAAGCGCAGGAUUACUACAAUAAGUACAGAUGGUGGAGGGAAAGCUGAGUUUGAAUUAGUCGGCAUUUCGUGUAUAGUGGUUGGCUGGUGGGGAAGGUCCAUUUAGAUGGGGACAACAAAAUGUUGAUUUGAAUAUGGAGUUCAAAGCUUAAAACAAAUACGAAUUGCCCGGCAAAUAAAUUCAAAGCUGUCCCUCAAAUUGUAAGGUAAGAGGUAGACAAUGUGUGUGUUUUUAGCAGGAUUUUCAACUCAUGGCAUUGGUUGAUUCGGUACAAGAUCGGAUCAAAUUAUCCAUAGACCGGAUCGAAAUUUCUACUAAAUCAAUGACCAAAGUCGAAUUGUUAUUACUUCGAUUCGGUCCGGAUCAAACCAUAUAUGGUUCGAUUCGGUCUGGACCAUCCCAUUGGACCGACUAAUCUUUCGUUCAAAUAAAAUCACUCUAAAAGGACAACACAAGAAUUUUAAAAAAAAUGUAACUACAUAAAAAGAAGUAAUCAAACUAUCCCAAUUUAAAUACUCCACAAUUAUUAAACUCACAUGUUCAAAAAUAUUAUGCAAAAAGCUAAAGGAGAACUACUUAACUAAAAGACAAAAGUCUUUUUAUUCAAUCUUAAAUGUAGUCUAACUAAUUGCCUCUCUAAUCUUCCAUUUUCAUUUCCAGAGUGCACGUUGGACCUCCCAAUCUCCAGAAUUUCCAUUGUUCAUUAGAAAGCCUUUCUUCUGCAAUAUAAGCACAUGAUAUAAAGCAUUAGAAAGGAGUUUAACAUAGUGACACUUACUCCAAGAACUAGUGCAAUAAAACAAAUGAUUCUUAACCUUGCUAAUUUGUAGUGGUGUUGUCAGACUUGGCAGAAGUCUCUGUGGUGUCAUUUAUUCGCAUCUUCUCCAUAUAUGAAACAUUAAACAAAAACAAAAAAGAGAACACGAUAUAAAUACUUGGUUCACAGUGUGUAGGUGGUAAGCCGCUUUCUUGAUCAAAGCAACGAGGAUGAGAACUCUAAUUUGAGGUUAGGACUAUAGGAGCGGGAGCGGCGAGUCAAAGUCAGGGAAAGCCAAUCAUAUUUAUAGGUAGUUAAGUGUCAUGUAGGGUACUAGGGUUUUCAACUCCAAGUCGAUUUGCCUUCUCAGAGCCUAAUAAAAUAGGCAAUUAAUUUAAUUAAGAUUAUGUCCGGUUCUUAGCUUGAUUUUACGGUUUCGGUCAGGAUCGAACCAAAACCGAAAUGUCCUAAAUUCAGGAACCAAAGUCGAAUCGAAAGAUAAACAGUUCUAUCCGAUUUGGUGUGAGAGUCGAUUCAGACCGAUUCAGUCUGAUGUGAAUCGAGUCGUUGCCCAUCCUAAUUACGAGGAGAAUUCAUUGAUUGUCAUUGAUCACAUUAAGAGGUCAUGAAUCUGAAUCAUCUACCAACAUGAAUUUGUCGAGUACUUAUGAGUGUCAUGAUUCUGUGAUGGAGAAGUCCGAAUGAGUUGCUAAAAUAAGAAAUACAAGAAAGUUAAUUUUUGAAAGGCAAUAAUGAAAUAUAUUGAUUUUAAGCCCAUAAUUUUUUACAAGCACAAUACAAGUAGAAACAAUAUUCUAAUAUCAAAUUUUUUUUUUAAAUCUACAAUGACUCAAAUCCAUCACCAACCAAUCAUUCAGUUUUCAAAUUCCACUAACUAACAUACCCUGUAAAUAAGUACGUUAGGGUAAAUGGAAGUUGGGAGAGACUGCCAAAGCUAACACAAUUUAUAUAAAAAAGUUGUAGAAAAUAUAUCAUUAAAUGUUGAUAUGGCCGAGUUGGUCUAAGGCGCCAGAUUAAGGUUCUGGUCCGAAAGGGCGUGGGUUCAAAUCCCACUGUCAACAAAUAAUUUUUUUUGCCCUAUCUUUCCUCAACAGAACUUAAGUGGGCCUUUUGGAUUAUUGAAUCAGCUCGAACCGGGAAGAUAACAGAAGUGAAAUGGGCCGAAAAUUAGGCCCAUAAUGUUACAAGCCCAUAAAUAUUUUGUAGUCUGAUAGGAAACAAUGAACGUGCGAAGGAGGCGGUGGAGCGGAUAUAAUUUUGCGCCUCGGAGAAUAAAUUGCGGUUGUUGAAGGCCGGAGAGGAAGGCUACUGGUUUUUUUUGCCUUGUCUGGCUGCUCUCGCCGGCGACUAUUCCGAAAUCUAGGGAUUCGAAGAACUCGGGAUAGAAGGGGAAAGCCAGCAGCUUGGCCGUAUCGAUAGCUGGCAGGGUGAAACGGAGGGGGGCGAUGUCGUCUAUUUGCCUCUCCGCGUGUUCUACUUCCAGACCGCUAGCAGUUCCACCUUGUUCCGCGGCGGCGCGGGGCUUCUCGUCCACGGCGGGGAAAGGUUGCGAGUGCUCUCUCUCUUUCCGUCCUGCGAAUGGCUCCGGCUGCCUCCUUUCUUCCGCGGGUGAUAGGGGAAGGUUACAGGUUGUUCGUAUGGCUCCCGACGAAGAGAAGUUGACUCGUCGAAAUCCUCUCGAUUUCCCAAUCGAAUGGGAAAGGCCGAAGCCUGGACGAAGACCGGACAUAUUCCCCCAGUUCAGCCCAAUGAAAACACCGAUCCCGCCACCACUGCCAUACGAUCCUCCCCCGGAGGAGGAGGAAGAGGAAGACGGAGACAAGAAGAAAGAGGAGGAAGAGGAAGGAGAUGAAAAUCCUGAUAAGGAGGAAGAGCCCGAGAAACCCGACAUUUAGUAGAUAGAAAUAAAGGGCAGCUACUCGACUCGAGCAAAAUAGAACGCCGAGCGCAGUUCUGAGUUUUCUGUUUUUUGGAUCUGUGAGAAGGAAGUGUUCUGACGGGAAGCUGUUUUGGUUAUUGUAUGCCUUAUUAGCUACACCUUCUAUUCUUACGUUCAGAUUUUGUGCCUCUCAAUGGAACAAUUUUAGCUCUCGGUUCUUGUAUGACACUAUUGCAGUGUUGCUCUUCUUGAAGCAGAAAGAACCUUCUUAAUUGAACAUUUUUAACACCUCUGGUGUGAAGUAGUGAAGGUGUUCCUGUUUGUUUCUCCUUCUUUUACUUCCCGGUUGUAAUCAGAAAUUAAUUGCAGGACGUCUCCGUAACCUUGGCAAUUAUUUGAUUUGGAUGAGUUCCAUUUUAGCUUUGAAUUCGGCAUUAUUAAGCCUUCAAUUAUUACACUUCUAUCUAUUAUUAUUUGUGUUAAUUGACUGAUUGGUCAAUUUGGGCCUUUUAAUCCCGACAUUAUCAUGUGCGAUGAAGCUACCUUUCGGCUCCCAUCUCGCCAAUUUGACGUGGACUGCCCAUCUAAUCCAGUUGUUUAAUUGAAACAGAAUUUACGAGGGGACUAAAUCAGAAGAAAGACGCAGGGCAGGCAGGGAUGAAAGAAAGAAGAGAUCUUAUGUGUCAGAACAAAACUGUGUGCGACUGUGUUCCUAUUUGCUGCUAAUUUGGAUUCCCUAAUUUAGGGGUAGUUUGGAUAUGGUAAUUUAGUGUGGUAAUUGGGCUCAAUUUCCACGAUAUGCAGUAAUUGAGUUCAAUUACCAUGUUUGGUUGUAAAAAAAAAAUCAUGGAAAUUGAAUGAUGGAAUUUGGGCCAAUUACCACAAAUGUGGAAAUCCAAAAUACAACCCCUCACCCCCCGCAUUUCCAAUUCCCACGUUUAAAGACUUUUUAUUUCCAAUUGCCCCCCUGCUCUUUUACAUAAAUCCAAAAUUAACCCUUUCUUAUUUCAAGGGUUAUUUGCUCCGUUCGUGUUUUCUAUCUUCUUCCUUUUGCUUCGUCCCUGCAACCGAUACAAAGAUAAGCAAAAAUCUCCUCCGAUCAGCAAUCAGUUAGGAAGCGAGUUUGAGCCUUUGCUCGUCGACAAAAUGAUGGUGGUCAAUGAUUUAGAAGAAGUGAACGCUCUUCUAAUUAGCAAUCAUGGAGGCAGAAGUUCUAGUAUGCUCCCCGAAACUUGGAUCUGACUAGCGAUGCAAAUGAAUUUGCAAGCACUUGAAGUCUUUGAUCUCUGAUCCCCAUUUCGUUCAUCGUUUUGUUUGUCGACGUCGUAUCGAACAUCUCUGACAUUCUUUUUUUUCUCUCGAGUUUGUUGAUCUCCUCCCUUGACGCCCCUGAUUGGUUCCUUUAGUCAGAUCUGAUUCCAAACAAGUCUCGAAAUGUCGCGAGAGAGUUUCAUCUUUUAAUUGUUAUCCUUCCUAAUCUAUGUUUUUGUACCGUUUAUCAUAUGAAGUUGCAAGAGAGUUAUGUAAAAUGUAAAUUGCAUAACUGAAUGUUGUGGCUGCGUUGAGUGGUAUACCCUGUUGCUAAAAAAAUAUAUCAACAUGUAUAACUAAUGAAGGAGGGUAUUUUUG